AAUGUGGACGGGCUUAGAAGGAAGAACAAGUUUCAUAAGUCCUUCCUUGCUCGGCUAACCUUCUUGUAGGUUACUUCCUCCCUGCCAGGGACACCAACAAAAUGCAGAGCUGUACCCAGCUUUACCGCUCCCUCGCCACGCGCAGUCACCAUCUGCCCUUCAAGCUCCACGGUGCCACGGCGUUGUCGGUCAGAACGUACGCUGACAAAGCAGAAAUUGAUGCAGACGUGACUGUGGUGGGUUCUGGUCCCGGCGGUUAUGUCGCAGCCAUCAAAGCAGCACAGCUUGGUUUUAAGACGGUCUGUGUUGAGAAAAACGCCACACUGGGUGGGACCUGUCUCAAUGUCGGCUGCAUCCCUUCAAAGGCUCUGCUAAACAACUCCCACUUAUACAAGAUGGCACAUGGCAAAGACUUUGAAAGCAGAGGCAUUGAAAUCUCUGGGAUCUCAUUAAACCUGGAGAAGAUGAUGGCUCAGAAGAGCGGGGCAGUGAAGGCGCUGACUGGAGGAAUUGCGCAUCUCUUCAAACAGAACAAAGUAACCCACGUUAACGGUUUUGGCAAAAUAAGCGGUAAAAACCAAGUCACCGCCACUGCAGCAGACGGCACCCAGCAGGUCAUCAACACUAAGAACAUCCUGAUCGCCACAGGGUCAGAGGUCACCCCCUUUCCUGGUAUCCAGAUUGACGAGGAGUCUAUCGUCUCGUCGACUGGAGCUCUGUCCCUAAACAAAGUGCCGGAGGAGCUGAUUGUAAUCGGAGCCGGCGUUAUUGGAGUCGAGCUGGGGUCUGUGUGGGAGCGUCUGGGUUCUAAAGUGACGGCAGUGGAGUUCCUGGGCCACGUGGGCGGCAUGGGCAUCGACAUGGAGAUCUCCAAGAACUUCCAGCGCAUCCUGCAGAAGCAGGGCGUCAAGUUCAAGCUAAGCACCAAAGUCAUGGGAGCCACCAAGAGGCCCGACGGAAAGAUCGACGUGGCAGUCGAGGCAGCAACUGGUGGGAAGAACGAGACCCUGACUUGUGACGUGCUGUUGGUCUGCAUCGGCAGGCGGCCGUUCACCGCCAACUUGGGUCUGGAGACCGUUGGUAUCGAGUUGGACAACAGAGGUCGUAUACCCGUCAACAACCGCUUCCAGACGAAAGUACAUGGCAUUUAUGCAAUCGGUGAUGUGAUCGCUGGCCCAAUGUUGGCCCACAAGGCUGAGGAUGAGGGCAUCAUCUGCGUGGAAGGCAUGGCUGGAGGUGCCGUGCACAUAGACUACAACUGCGUUCCCUCCGUCAUCUACACGCACCCUGAGGUGGCCUGGGUGGGCAAAACGGAGGAGCAGCUUAAGCAGGAGGGCAUCCCAUACAAAGUUGGCAAGUUUCCUUUUGCUGCCAACAGCCGAGCUAAGACCAACGCAGACACUGAUGGCCUAGUGAAGAUUCUCAGUCACAAGGAGACGGAUAGGAUGCUCGGAGCCCACAUCCUUGGAACGGGAGCUGGAGAGAUGAUCAACGAAGCCGCGCUGGCCAUGGAGUAUGGUGCUUCCUGUGAGGACAUCGCUCGGGUCUGCCACGCACAUCCCACCGUGUCGGAGGCGUUUAGAGAAGCCAACCUGGCAGCGUCGUUCGGCAAAGCCAUCAACUUUUGAGGUGACUGUGGCGACAGCGUUGGACGUGGCGGCGGAGAAACAAGACGCUCAGUGUCGCCAUCGUGACCUUGACUGAUGUGAACCACCAUUGAUCCUGCGUCCACCGCAACAGGAUCACUAUAAUUAGUUUCAUGUUAUUUAAGUGUCCCAAAAAGAAUAUUAAAAGGAGUUUUAAUGGUAAACGAAUGUCGACUUGAGUGAGACUUUGUUUUUUCGCACAUACUUUAAAGAUCCCACGGGAGUUUUUUUUCUCUCCCCAUUUUUGGAACCGAGAGAUGGAUGGUAUUUUGAGGUGACCAUGUUCUCUUCUAACUGAAGGCAAGGAUGUGUUUGUCUGACUUGUUCUCUUUUCGUUUUUUUCUGGGUGAAAGAGUUGUGAAAAGUCUAAUCGGGAGCUAGCUAAGAUUAGUAGCCUUUCUACCUGGAUGACAGAUAUUUGCAAAAGAAGUGUCUGCUAUGUUUGCACCCAUACCCCUCAUGUAAACAUCACAUUUAUACAAAAUGUUAUCUUCUCCACAGCUCUUGUAUUGGUUUACUCCUUUUAGAGCAUCGAGGACUCCGUUUAAACAGUAAACUAUGGGGGAGGCCUUUCCUGAAUCAGUUGGUUGACUGUGAUUGCGCUAUUCAUCCAAACCAAUAAAUAAAGUUCCAUAAAUACA
Fundulus heteroclitus (mummichog) is the source of this 2287-nucleotide messenger RNA. RefSeq names its product dihydrolipoamide dehydrogenase (gene dldh). The transcript has 14 exons. Lineage: Eukaryota; Metazoa; Chordata; Actinopteri; Cyprinodontiformes; Fundulidae. Gene Ontology annotation, cellular component: oxoglutarate dehydrogenase complex; mitochondrion. Gene Ontology annotation, molecular function: flavin adenine dinucleotide binding; dihydrolipoyl dehydrogenase (NADH) activity. The record is from RefSeq and is a predicted model, not a curated record. The coding region runs from base 102 to 1628 and encodes 508 amino acids.